AUGGCAUCUCAGAAGCCCGUCAUCGUGUUAAUCCACGGCGCAUUCUUUGCGCCGGUGCACUACCGGAACUUGAUCGAGCCCCUACGCUCUCAGGGAUAUAUCGUGCUGAGCCCGCCAAUGGCGACGACGGGUAUCGAUGAUUCCAUCACGGGGAAGACUUACGUCGACGACGUCAAGCGUAUUCUCGAGAGCCUUCUUCCCUACUUAGAUGAGGGUAAGGAGGCCGUGGUAGUCGGUCAUAGUCAGGGUGGAAUUGCCGCCAGUGCCUUAACUGAGGGCCAGACCAUUGAAGACCGCAAGGCUAAGGGCUUAAAGGGAGGCAUCAAAUCAGUUAUAUAUCUCACUGCCCUCGCCAUACCGACGAAGGGUGAGAGUUUAAUGAGCAUGCUGGGUGGCACGCCCCCGCCAAUUUAUAGAGUCGAGGGACCCUUCUACGUCCUUACCGAGGUUGCACUGUCUGCCAAAAAUAGCGAUAUUCCACUUCCCGAACAAGAGCAGAUAGCAUUGGCGAGGAGCUUGAUGCAUCAGAGCAAGGCGAGUAUAGAAGCCUCCGUUCAAUUCACCGCGGCCGACGUCACUGUCCCUAAGACGUAUAUCGUCUGCACCGAGGACAAAUCUUUACCCGCUUCUCUUCAGGAGCAACUCGCCCAAGCGACCGGGUGCAACAUUGUUAAGCUCCCAGCCACACAUUUCCCCUUCUUGGAGAGUCUUGAUAGUGCGAAGAAGGUUGUUGAUGUCAUCGUGGAUGUCGCUGGGAAGUGA
This is a messenger RNA of Daldinia childiae, 762 nucleotides long. RefSeq lists its product as uncharacterized. Bases 1 to 762 code for a protein of 253 amino acids. NCBI's taxonomy places the organism in Eukaryota, Fungi, Ascomycota, Sordariomycetes, Xylariales, Hypoxylaceae. The transcript is spliced from 2 exons. The record is from RefSeq and is a predicted model, not a curated record.